Zea mays is the source of this 381-nucleotide messenger RNA. The record is from the annotation of a RefSeq genome assembly. Lineage: Eukaryota; Viridiplantae; Streptophyta; Magnoliopsida; Poales; Poaceae.
AUGGGAUCUCUUGGAUGGGCGAGAGGGUGUUCCAGUCGUCGUCGUCCAUAUGGACGCUGGUCUCUUCCUCCUGAAGACAGAGUUUCGGGUGAGCUAGCAAAGAAAGCAGCAGUGCCACCUAAUACUCGUAGACUAAAGUACUUCUUUUUAUAUCUAGGAACAAGCGUCGGAGUAAAUAUCAAAGUAGCAGCGGAAGCUGUCCAGCCGAAAGACAGAUCUGACAAAGCCGGUGAGGGGGGCAAGUGUUCUUCGGACUCAUUCCAAUUGAGUGCCAAGAUGCGCCUGGAGCAUAGCGCUGGGGUGCGAGAACGAGUAGGAAGUUCUGGUCCCACCCAGAAGAGUGCACUGAUAGCCUAUCUAUCAAUCUUCUCCAGCCAAUGA